CCGUUGCUAUUACAGUUGCUGGGAGGAGCUGAGAGGUGGAGUUGCUGGGGCAAAGAUCAUGCCGGAAAGCCGAAGGUUUCCUGGGCAGCAGAGGCCGGUGGGCUUGGGAUGAAAGAAGCAGGGCAGAUGCAAAAUCUGGAGAGCGCGGGGGCCGGACGGUCAGUCAGCACCCAGACUGGCAGCAUGACCGGUGAAAUACCAAGGCUUUCUAAAGUCAACCUUUUCACUCUGCUCAGCCUCUGGAUGGAGCUCUUCCCAGUGGUCGGAACCCAAAGACAAAAAUCUCAGGAAAAAGAGGAGGGAAAGCAUGGAGCCUUAGGAGAUAAUGAAGAGAUGACCAGAGUAUCUUCUGACAAAAAACAGGUGAAGAGAACUGGUCUUGUGGUGGUGAAAAACAUGAAAAUUGUUGGCCUGCACUGUUCUAGUGAAGACUUACACGCUGGGAAAAUUGCUCUGAUAAAACAUGGAUCAAGGCUGAAAAACUGUGAUCUUUAUUUUUCCAGAAAGCCAUGUUCUGCUUGUUUGAAAAUGAUUGUAAAUGCUGGAGUAAACCGAAUUUCAUACUGGCCUGCUGAUCCAGAAAUAAGUUUGCUUACUGAGGCUUCUAGUUCCGAAGAUGCAAAGUUAGAUGCCAAAGCAGUGGAAAGAUUGAAGUCAAACAGCCGGGCUCAUGUGUGUGUGUUACUUCAGCCCCUGGUGUGUUACAUGGUGCAGUUUGUAGAGGAGACCUCUUACAAAUGUGACUUUAUUCAAAAAAUUUCAAGAACAUUGCCGGACACUAACAGUGACUUUUAUUCUGAAUGUAAGCAAGAAAGAAUAAAAGAAUAUGAAAUGAUAUUUUUGGUUUCCAAUGAAGAAAUGCAUAAGCAAAUACUGAUGACUAUAGGUUUGGAGAACCUGUGUGAAAACCCGUACUUCAGCAAUCUAAGGCAAAACAUGAAGGACCUUAUCCUACUUUUGGCCACAGUAGCUUCCAGUGUGCCCAACUUUAAACACUACGGGUUUUAUUGUCGCAAUACCGAACAGAUUAAUGAAGUUCACAAUCAAAGUUUGCCACAAGAAAUUGCAAGGCACUGCAUGAUUCAGGCCAGGUUAUUGGCGUAUCGAACUGAGGAUCAUAAGACAGGAGUUGGAGCAGUCAUCUGGGCAGAAGGAAAGUCUAGAAGUUGUGAUGGGACGGGCGCGAUGUACUUCAUAGGAUGUGGUUAUAACGCUUUUCCUGUUGGAUCCGAGUAUGCUGACUUCCCACACAUGGAUGACAAACAGAAAGACAGAGAAAUAAGGAAAUUCCGAUACAUUGUUCACGCCGAGCAGAAUGCCUUGACAUUUAGGUGUCAAGAAAUAAAAUCAGAAGAAAGAAGUAUGAUUUUUGUGACAAAGUGCCCAUGUGAUGAAUGUGUACCUUUAAUUAAAGGUGCAGGUAUAAAACAGAUCUAUGCAGGGGAUGUAGAUGUUGGAAAAAAGAAGGCAGAUAUCUCUUACAUGAGAUUUGGGGAACUUGAGGGUGUUAGCAAAUUUACAUGGCAACUGAAUCCAUCACGAACUUGUGUUCUUGAGCAAAAUGAGCCUGAAAGUAGAGAGAACGGUGUGCUGGGACCCGUGCCUCUGGAUGAAGACCAGCACCAAAACAAGAAGCUGCGCCUUGCAAACCACUAAGAAGUCCUGUCUAAACUGGAGUGAAGGCCUCAAGACUUUUUAUUGCACUUUUAAAAAUCCAGCCUUGUUAAUGCAGAAAACAAGGGUGGAGUUUGUGAAUAAUUGAAAAAAAUUUUUAAAGGAAGCUAAUUUAUUACUAGCAUAUGAAUGAUAUUAAUGAGAAUAUUUUUAUUUUAGAUGUAUUUGUGUGUUUUCCAGACUGUAGUGGUAUGUUCCUUUAUUACACCGAAUGAGGUGUAUCAGUCAUUGAUAAGACCAGUUUAAUCCACCAUAGGGAUUGAUUUCUCCUUGUCUUAGCUUUACAUUAGCCAUGUUGAAAGGGCUGGCUUACUGGAGUCACAUCUCAGCAGAGAAUUACACACCUUUUCAAAAGUAUUAAUUCCUUUGAAUUAUGGAGGUGAUAAUUAGUUAACUACUCCAGGGAAAUAAAUGGCAACCUGGCCAUUUUUAAGUCAGUGUAUGGCUCACCAAAAGUUGACAUUUAUACUGAAAGAUUUCUAAUAAUCUGAAUUUACUUAAUUAGGAUUGAGUCGCAAAAGUAAAGUUGGUAGACCUGGUCUCCGUUAUAAAAGUAUAUUCCUAAGAAGGCUAUUAAUUUUUCUUCAGUCUUUUGCUAUGUAGAAAUCACAGUCAUUUGUUGGACUGGGGUGUUAUAUCACUGAUUUAAGGUAGCAAUAGGAAGAGAAAAUUAUUCUGAGGCAGUAUUACUAUUUGGUAUCACUGACUCUUGAAGUCACUAACAGUGAACCUCAAAUUUGGUUACAAUGUUAGCAGAAGAAGUAACUUAGUCUGGAAUACUGAAGCUAGACUUUUUUGAAUUUCAUUCACAAAUGCUGCCCAUUAUUCCCUCCAUGGAAUUAACACAGAGUGUCUCAUGGCUGAAUGGGAGGCCUUUUAAAAACAUUCGCAAACCUUAAGAAUACUGAAAGUUUUGAAAGUGAACAUUAUGGUCAAGUCAGUUAUAUUCCAGAUUCUCUUCAUGAGUCCUCUCAUUUUUAUUUGCUGAGAAACUUUCAGGAAAUUAGUGCAAAGAUGAAGCUACCUGUUUCGUACUUUGCUAGGGUUAGGGAGGGAGUUGCAGGGCCCGUGGCCCGCAGGCCUGGGGCGUGCUUCCCUGAGGACUGACGGCCCUGGCCACAUGCAGGUGAUCAGGCUCGCCUCUGCUGUUCCCUGUUCUUUCCAUGGUAUCCCAUGGCAUCACGAGGCCUCCUACCAGUUUCUCAGAAUUGUACACAGGACAGUCCACAUGGUGGCCUUGGACAGCAGCCUGCUUAGGUCCCCCGGUAGUUCAGUCAUCAUACCUGGCAGUUGAGAACUGCCAUAAACUUUUCACCACAAGAUGCAGGGCAUGGAAUAGAGGCUGGGGUGGGGUUGAGGGAGAUGCCUUUACAGAUAACUAAGGCUAAAUUUGAAAACCAGUAGUUAAGCUAUCCUUUAACAUUUAUCAAUAUGAAAAUACUGAGGUUUGCUUAAGUUAUGCUUAAAUUUAUCUUAGAUGUGUUGUUUUUAACUGAUAUAUCAACUACAUCAAAUAUUUUGUAAAUGAAUCAGCAAAUGUUUUAUAAGGCCCAAAAGCCUGGUAUACUACCAGAUUUGCGGAUUUAGGUGUUAGAUGUUGGAGAAUAUCAGAAAGGAGAAACAUACAGAUGAGAAGAACUAUGGUUAGGCAGUGGAAAAUUGGCAUUUUCCUAGCACUAUUGAAGUGGUCAUGAUAAUGCCAUACUUCCUUCUGCACAUCUGGUCAGAUUUCAACAUUUAUUGAGAGUUUACUCUGUGAUAUCAGAAGGAAAUCUCUCUGAGGGCAGAGAUACAUGUAUAUAUAUAUAAAUUUUUUAAACCACUGAAUCCAGUGCCUAUAACAGUGCCUGGCACAUAACUGGCACUCAAUAAAUAUUUGUUGAUUGAUUGCAUGACUGCUGGACACUGGCUAGACCUUGGAAAUGAGAUGUGUGAGAAAUGCUUCCAGAUCUCAAGAAGCUCACGGUCUGGUGGAAGAUACAAGCAUGUAAUCAAGUGAUAGAGAAUGCUUCUCAGUUGGGUCCCUGAACUAGCAGCAUUAGCCUCACCUGGGGACUUGUUAGAAAUGCAAAUUCUCAGCACCACUGCUAGACUCAGGAGGCGGGGCCUGGCAUCCCCCCAGGUGAUUCUGAUGACCCUCAAGGUUGAGAACAACCACCCUGUGGAUGUAACUGCAGGAACAGAGUGGUGGCACAAAAGAGGACAAGCAUACACUGUGGUGAGUCAUGGAAAAAGGGGCUUCCAGAAGUGGAGAUCCCGAAGAGGGUAUGGGACAUUGCCAGGCAAGCAGUGGCGGUGAGAUGAACACCUGACGGAGAGUAAUGGAGAUAGAUGUCACUCUGGGAGUAGGAAAGGGAAGUAUCUGGGGGCCCGCACAGUGGUUGCUGAGCUGCACCAAGAGCCCCCGGGCAGCAGUGUUAGUCAAGUUCUAGUAAUUCACAGUCUAGAGGCUUCAUCCCUUAGCCUGAGAAAUCAGAAUUUGCACUUCAAAAUGCAUCAUCUUUAAUUUCAGAGAUUGGGUGGGAGGAGAGUAGUAAAUUCAUAAUUUGAAAAGAAUUGCUCUGCAUUUGUUUACUGCCACGUGACCACAGAAUGUGCCGACAGGAGGCGGGGUGAGCGUGGGCCUGGCUGGCUCCGCGGCGGUCGGGCAGAGUGCACACGGUCUCUGCGUUGUCCGUUGUAUCGCUGCCAAAGCUUUUGCUUUCAUUCGACUUUUCUGUAGGUUUCUCUUCCUCAGUUACUUAUUGAGUUUGAAAAUAAACUUGCUCUCAUAAAUCUUCCUCAUUUUAUGCAUGAACAGUUCAGCUUUCAGACCUGCCACAACAGUCUGCUUAUGACCCUCUUUAGAGCAAGUGGCAUUUUAAACACCAGUUUUUUAAAGCCCUGAUGUUGCCAACAGUGGCCACUUAGCAUUUGGCUGAGACUGUUACUAUUGCUCUUCAGGGUUAAGCAACGGUUUAGAACCUUCAUUUCAUAUGUAAUGUUCGUGAAGUCUUUUUAUUCAUUCUUCUGCUAUCACUUAAAAUUGUAACAUUUAGACAUAUAGGAAAAGUUGAAAGGCCUAUUAAUCAGUUCCAGUUGAAAAUGAGACCUAUUUAAAAUGAAACACCCUGUGCAAUACUUUAAUUUAGAAGCUCAUCCAUAAAAAUGUAUUUUCUGUAGUCAAUGAACUGCAUUUAAAUAGACUCAGAUUUCAAAGAAACUUAGGUCUCAUCUGUUUAGAAUAUACCUUUUCAGAUCUGGAAACGGGAGAGUCCUGAAGAUGAAUGAUUUCUUGAAGUCAAGUUCAGAUUGUCACAAGGGCCUAAAUCAGUAUCAGGAUUUUUUUCCAUUUUCAGUUUUGCUUUUAAUGUAAGUGCACAUUUGUCCUGUACAUGCUAACAUGUUGGCUGAUUUCUUUUUGUCAGCUGAUUUUAACAUGUAUGUUACAGUAAUAAAUUAAAGGACUUCUGUUAUUGUAAAUUAAGUCUUUUUUUUCUUUGGUAAAAUUAUACCUACACAUUGUCAAUCAGCAAAUAGCUCUAUAAACCUUACUUUGAAACAAUAAAUUCCACCCUGUCCUCUAUAUCGCCCCUCCCCAGAGGCCUCCAGGCUCAACUGUUUUAGCUGGUCAUUUUGUAUUUAUCUCUAGACCAAGUUCCUGUAUUGUUCCUUAAUAGUUUUUAGUUUUAGGUAUUUUCUCUUGCCUUUCCAUUAUGGAAGGGCUUCUGUCUCCUCAGUCUUCUCGCCACACACCUCGAUCUUCCCCAUAUUUUGUUUUUGUGGCUUCAAUAUCCAUUGUUUGGGAUUAUGACUGUAAAUGUUGCUCACAGCUUUGUCACGUUGGGUACUGUGAUUACUUUUCCUUUCCUUAUAAAUCUUAUUUUCCUGAAUUUAAAAUUUGCCCUUUUUGGGGGGUUGGGCUUGGUUUUCUAUUUUAUCACCAACUCCUGGUGGUGUAGCCUUCUAUCAGUACGUUCAAGCACAUUAGGUGUCCUAGAAAGCUCUUCUUAGUGAAGAAAUCCCUUCCAGAGCCUCUGACCACGUCCAGCCUGGACUGAUUGCUCACUGGACCCUCUGUCCUGCUGUCUUCUCCCCCUGCCCCUCAACAGCUCUCCUGGGGAGGGGCAGGGGGCGGUCCUUCACCUUCUGCCUGAAUGGAACCCCUGCUCCCUGGAAACCAUGUCUUUCUCUCAAUUUGAUGGAUCCCUGAGAAAGGGUACGUGGUGGUGGGAUGACUGUCAGACAAGACUGUUGCUGCGGAACAAUGUGGACACCGUGAGCAUCUGCAGUGUCUUUAUUCUGCCCACACAUUCAGUUGAUAGUUGGUUGCGUAUCGAAUUCUAGACAAGGAAUAACAUCCCCUCAGAAUUUUGAAGGCAUUGUUUCACGAGCCUAGUGACACCACUGGGAUGAGUUUCAAAGUUUGGGUUGUCAAUCAGAUUCAUAAGACAGCGAGGGUACCUAGGCAACAGAUACUCUAGAACGGUGUAGAACAAUGCAGAGCCUCCAUAAUGUCGCCAUUGAUUCCUCUGUUCUGUUUGUCGGAUAAGUUUAUGUUUAAAACAAAACAAAGCUCCGUUGUGUUCACUUUAAUGAUUUGGGGGUAGAAAACAGGUAAAUUAAUAUGUUCACUUCAACGUUUUUGUAUUUUGUGUAACGUUUUGGCUUGAAGCAUGAAAUUUCUUUCCCACAGUCAUUUUAAACAUUUUUACUAAUGUGUUUAGUAUAAAUAGCCACCUCUUAAUAUAAUUAGGCAUCUUUUCUUUGGGAGUAAGCCCCAAAGAUAUUGUGUGAGAGGGGACUAUGUUCUUCUGCUAAGGGCUAUUUUUAAGGCUUAAUGGAGAUGAGGAACACCUGAAACAUACAGAUUUAAAAAAAACACCUUUGGGGAUAAAGGGUUAAAUCUUGUUGGACUUAACUCUAGCAUUUGGAUGUCUUUCCAUGUGUUAUUUCUGAUUGUAUGUUUUAAAAGGCUUGAAAAUAGAAACCCUUUACCA
Vicugna pacos (alpaca) is the source of this 6653-nucleotide messenger RNA. It is a transcript of the gene CDADC1, whose product is annotated as cytidine and dCMP deaminase domain containing 1. Gene Ontology annotation, molecular function: dCMP deaminase activity; zinc ion binding. NCBI's taxonomy places the organism in Eukaryota, Metazoa, Chordata, Mammalia, Artiodactyla, Camelidae. Gene Ontology annotation, cellular component: cytoplasm. The record is from RefSeq and is a predicted model, not a curated record.